CUCACAUGGGGUCCCGUUAUCCCACUGGAAUUUCAUCCGAACCACACCGCCGCAACUCCACUUCCGCAUCACGAGUCAGAAUUCCGUUCAACGUCCACCUGGACGUGUCACAACACCACAGCCUAUUCGAUCGACAACUACGACCGAGCCCAGGGCGACGUCCACGUCCACCCUUUCCUUCCAGGGACCCAGGUCAGAUUCAUCAACAUGGACGUCGCCGCCGCUGGGCCCGGCGCUGGGAUGCAGCAAGAUCCUGCGAAGACUCUUGCAAAGGGCAGCACCAGCACUAAGCGGUUUUCAAAAGGCGAAGCGGCGAAGCCCAAACCCCUUUCCAAUCUCACAGGCUCGCGGUUUCAAUGCCCCAAGUGUCCCAAAACUUUCAGCCGCAUUGAGAACCUAACCCGCCAUCAAGCAAAUCGUAAGUUAUAUCACCCAAUAUAAACACGGUGCAACAAAAAGUGAAAUAGCAAGCAAUGCCGACACUGUAUAGAUGACGAUGUGGGCAAGUUCCCCUGCGUCGUAUGCAACAAGCGCUUCACUCGAAGCGACCUCCUCAAUCGCCAUCGACGUAUCCAUGGACCGCAACAGGAGUCCAACCCCCACGUGACGAACGAAUAUGUUUCAGCUUCUCCGGAUCAAAGAGCCUACGGUGAUCUGGCUCUUCGAGAUGAUCGUAGCUCAGCUUCUAGAGAUGGAUCAAGCUCAAUCGCAACCUCUUCUCCUGCUGGGGGAUACCAGCCGAUCCCUCCACCGUAUCAACAACCUGUGCAGCCCGUCUACCAACAUCCGUUGCAGCCGGGCCCGGACCCGAAUAUUCUGCAGCACCAAGUGAGGACUCAGGGCUUGACAAGUUUGAUGGAGGCUGCUUUAGCACCACAAGAGAACUUUGCCUUUACACCUGUCGAGAACAUCAACCCCUCACUGUGGGAUGGAUUCAUGCGGUUCGGUGAGAACACGAAUAUGUACAUGGGCUCGUAUGAUGCGGAUAUGUCCUGGACUCUGGACUAUCUGCCAUCAGAACACUCCCCCAACUAUCUCUUGGACCAGGACAUGUUAAGUGCAUUUGACGACUUUAACGACACAUCAUAUCAGUAUCAACAGAUGCAGUAUGAACAGCCGCCUGCUGUCAACGACACCGAAGACGCGGAAGGCGAGGAUGAGGAUACUACGGAUUGGCCGGACAAAGUCGAGAAACCUGUAGCUCCUACGAGAUAUGCCCCUCGAGUCAUUCCAAUCCAUCUUCGACAGAUUUCAUGGCAGUCCGUUGUUGACGAGGCCAGAUCAAGUGGAUACUCCGCGGUGACAAUACGGCCCAUGCACAACAUCACCAGUCAGCUUCGGGACCUUCUGCUCAACACUCUGAAUGGAGAUAAUAUCAGGAAUGAAUUCUCUCGGCCUGAGAUCAGUGAAGCACUCUUCCCACCUGCGGAGGCGCUUGAUUACUUCCUUCGUCUCUAUGUCCGGUUCAUUCAGCCUAGAUAUCCGGUUCUCCAUUUACCAACUUUUGACAUUUACAACUCACCUCCUCUAAUGUUAAUCGCUAUGAUGUUUCUUGGGUCGAGUCAUUCUACUGUAGAUCGCGGCCGGUUUUCACGGCUUUUCCACGAACAUCUCCGGAUAGCAUGUAUGAGGAAACAAGAACUUGAGAAAAAAUGGUUACGGAGUAUCGACAAUAUUCUCACUUACUUUCUCCUCUGCUUGGCUGGUACCUGGAGUGGAAGUAAACACUCCUACGAGUUCGCCGAAGGUGGGCGUGGUAUCCUCGUGACCGCAUGUAGAAGGGCUCGUCUCCUAGAUUGCCGUCCUGUAUCACGGGUUGAAACCGAACCAUAUCAGCGUCCUGGUAGGACUCACCUAGAAGCUGUAUGGUUAGCAUGGAUCGAAACAGAGAGGAGGAAGCGAUUGGGUCUGUCAAUUUAUAUCUUCGACUGCCAAUACCCAGCACUCUUCAACAACCAACCCUAUGUCAGCAAAGCCGAAACCACAAACUGUGUCUUUCCCUGCUCCGAGAAUCUCUGGGAAGCGCACAACGCAGAAACCUGGAAAAUGCUGGUCGGGCCACCAGACAUGCCUCCACCAACAUACUACCUCCACGCACUAAACUGCUGCCUCCUCCGCAAAUGGAUCAAGCCCUCCCCACCCAUCGUCAAAGCCGGCGAAUUCGGCAAAAUCGUCCUCAUGUACGCCCUUCACACGCACAUCUUCGAAUGGCGGCAAUCAACCUCGAUGCUCAACCCGACAGGCCUAAUGGGCACAUUCGGCAACUCCGCGCACGACAUGGGCGAAGGGCUGCGCGAUCGCCGCAAGUGGCUCGUCGACGGGCUCGACAGUUUCGCAGAGUGCUACAAGACGCCCGGCACGAGCAUGGCCGCCCAGCUACUCCACUGCCUCGGCUACGUGUCUUUGGACGUCAGCCUCUCGGAUAUGCACCUCGUUGCCGGGCGCUCGGUUAACCAGAACGAUGGGAAUUUCGCCGAGGAGAACCUCAAGUAUUGGGCGAAUAGCGAGAUUGCGGAGAAGACCAUGGGCCAUGUGUAUAACAUGCUUGCGCUGUGCCAUCACUGCAUCAACAAUGGGAUCGCGGCCGAUAGCUCGUACGAGGUUGCGGUGUGUCUGUUUACGGGCGGGAUGGUGUGUUGGGCGUUUGCGAAGUUGAAGGGGGGGAAUGCCUUGACGGAGCAGUAUGUCGAGCAGGUGAGGAAGGCGAGUCUCGCUUUGAGGCAGAUGGGGUGUUGGAGGAUGUGUUCGAUGUUUGGGAGGAUUUUGCAGGGGUUUGAGAGUCCGAAGGGGUCGUAGAUGGGGAAUGUCAGUGGUUUCCUCCUAUCAGGGACUGGCGAGUUGUUGAGAUUGAGUUUUGCUUGCUUGUGUCGCUUAGAUCUCGCUUUGGUGUUGACGUUGGGUGUACUAGGUCUGUUCGUGUUUGAACUUAGCGGGAAGGAAAAAUGGUUGGCUGGGUAUGCUCGAUUGGGAUGGGAUGAAUGCCCAAAUAUCUCUGGUUAACUUACUCCUUGGAUCUGGCGUUUCCGGAUGGAAUUCUGUUUCAAGUUUUUCUGGGAUGGGGGUAUGGUGUUAGGAAUUGCAGAACAGGACAUACAGCGUCGGAAAAGUAUUGAAGAGACGAAUGGAACGACCUGGGAUGGGAAGUGAAUGAUGGAUGGUAUACCCAAUCCCCCGACUCUCAUCUCCCCCUUCGCCCUCACUUUCAACCACACAACCCUCCUUACACACCCUCAGAAAAAAAGCCCGCAAAAAAAGCCAGCAGAUGAAAGGGAAAAAGGAAAAAGAGACAAACCUUCAACUCCUCCUCCUUCGGCCCCACAAUCAACCCCUUCAAAAACCGAUUCUCCUGCUCCAGCUCCCGGAUGCGGCUCUCCAGCUUCUCCAGCGCCUGCCUCUUCUCCCGCGCCUGCUGCUCGAGCGUCUGCUCGCGCUGCUUCUUCUUGGCGCGGAACCGCGCGCUGGCCGCCGUGUUGCGCAGCCGCUUGAGGUCGGCUUCCGGGUCGCCGCCUUCGGACGUCGGGUACGAUGCCGUUCGGGGGGAGGAGCUGCUGGAUGGGGGUCCGCCGCCGCCCCCAGGGUACGCGGUGUAGGUGGUUGGUUGGGUGUGGUGUUGGGUGUAGAUGGGGACGAAGCCGGGGUGGUGGUGGUGUGGGUGUGGGUGUGAGUGUGGGUGUGGGUGAGGAGUGUUGGAUGAAGAGGCGGUGGUGUAGUAGGGUUGGGUUGGGGUCGUGGCGGCGUGUUGGUGUGGGUGUUGGUGUUGGUAGUAGUCUUGGUGCUGGUCUUGAGCGUCCAUGGCUGCUGCUGCGCCUGUUACGAAUUGGAGGGGUGUGUGUGGUUGAGGUUGGGGCUGGUGGAGGAUUUGACUUGGAUGGGUUUGGAUUGGUGUUUGAGUACGAGUCUGUGUCUGGGUCUGGGUCUCGGUAUCCCAGGGAUAUAUUGGAGAGGAGAGUGGUGAGAGGGCGGCUUCUAGGAGAGCU
Cadophora gregata is the source of this 3977-nucleotide messenger RNA. RefSeq lists its product as uncharacterized. Bases 856 to 2796 code for a protein of 646 amino acids. Gene Ontology annotation, molecular function: zinc ion binding; RNA polymerase II cis-regulatory region sequence-specific DNA binding; DNA-binding transcription factor activity, RNA polymerase II-specific. Lineage: Eukaryota; Fungi; Ascomycota; Leotiomycetes; Helotiales; Ploettnerulaceae. Gene Ontology annotation, cellular component: chromatin. Gene Ontology annotation, biological process: regulation of transcription by RNA polymerase II; DNA-templated transcription. The transcript has 5 exons. The record is from RefSeq and is a predicted model, not a curated record.